Molecule: messenger RNA, 422 nt
Organism: Harmonia axyridis
Lineage: Eukaryota; Metazoa; Arthropoda; Insecta; Coleoptera; Coccinellidae
Exons: 3
Coding region: 83-370 (95 amino acids)
Cellular component (GO): mitochondrial inner membrane
Source: RefSeq, a predicted model, not a curated record
UGACAAUGUGACAUUUGACGCAUUGGAUUUCUCUAGAAAGUGAUUGAUAGAAAAAAAAUAUAUAUUCAUAUAAAUAACAAAAAUGAUUGUCUCUAGGGCGAUGCCUGCAUUAAAAGCAGCUAAAUUAUUAUCAAAUAACAUUGUUUUGAGGAAUAAAGUACAGCAAGUUACCAGACAUUCACACAAUUGGUAUUAUCGUGCUGGAGCUCCAGCUAAUCCAAAGCUAGAAUUUGGAGCAGAACUUGGCAUGGGAUUGGCUUGGUGGUGGUUUCUUUGGCAUUUGUGGACUGAACCAGAGCAUAUAUAUGGACAUUAUGUUUACCCCAAUCCCAAAGAAUGGACUGAUGAAGAGCUUGGUAUACCUGCCUAAUCUGAAUGGAUAUAUAAUUAUCUAGCAAUUUAAAUAUAAAUAGUGUUAUUUU